Molecule: messenger RNA, 360 nt
Organism: Cyphellophora attinorum
Lineage: Eukaryota; Fungi; Ascomycota; Eurotiomycetes; Chaetothyriales; Cyphellophoraceae
Exons: 1
Coding region: 1-360 (119 amino acids)
Source: RefSeq, a predicted model, not a curated record
AUGACUAUCCUCCUCGUCCCCGGUACUGCCCAGACCUCCCUCGCGAUCGCCUCUCACCUGGCCAACCACCCCUCGUCUCCAUCCUAUGUCCUUGCGGUCCGCAACACUGACAGCUCGCCCUCUGCUGAGAUUCACCACCCAACGAUCACCCUCUCCCUCUCCGACCCUACCACCUGGCAGCCCGCAUUCACCUCUUGCCCUCUCAGACGUGGUUCCGACUUGCGCGAUGCAGGCAGCGGAGUCCACACAAGCACAGCGACUGACUGGCAGACACAGAAAGAUGAUCCAACGAGACAAGUCAGGCUGGACGACAGGAUGGGAGGAGGUAUACGUCGAAGACAACAAGGUCGUGCCGCUUGA